Lagopus muta (rock ptarmigan) is the source of this 1249-nucleotide messenger RNA. It is a transcript of the gene GIPC3, whose product is annotated as GIPC PDZ domain containing family member 3. Bases 116 to 1228 code for a protein of 370 amino acids. NCBI's taxonomy places the organism in Eukaryota, Metazoa, Chordata, Aves, Galliformes, Phasianidae. Gene Ontology annotation, molecular function: protein binding. The transcript is spliced from 5 exons. The record is from RefSeq and is a predicted model, not a curated record.
CUCUCCGUGGCACCGCUCACCCGAUCUCCGGGGCGGCCCCGCGUAUCGGAUCGGGUUCCCAGCCCCCGGGAUCGCCUUACGGGCUGCCCAUCCAUAAUUCAGCAGCAGCGGCGCGAUGCGGCGGGCGGGCAGGCGCGGCAGGGAGGCCCAGGAGGAACGCCCCAUGGAGAACGGCGUGGGGCAGGAGCCGGGGGUCCCCGAGCCGCCCCCCGCCGAGGGCACCUCGGCCCCACGGCCGCCCCGCGCCCGCCCUCGCCUGGUGUUCCGCACCCAGCUGGCCCACGGCAGCCCCACGGGGCGCAUCGAGGGCUUCACCAACGUCAAGGAGCUCUACGGGAAGAUCGCCGAGGUGUUCGGCAUCUCCCCCACCGAGAUCCUCUUUUGCACGCUCAACACGCACAAAGUGGACAUGCAGAAGCUGCUGGGGGGGCAGAUCGGGCUGGAGGAUUUCAUCUUUGCCCACGUCCGUGGUGAAACGAAGGAGGUGGAGGUGACCAAGACCGAGGACGCGCUGGGGCUCACCAUCACCGACAACGGCGCUGGCUACGCCUUCAUCAAGGUGAAAAUGUGUGGGGCUGAGGGGGGGGUCUGCCCUGACCUGGGGGUGACUCCCUGUUUUGGGGUCUCCCUGCCUAAAUCCGAAAAGGAAAUUGCUGUGUGGAGGGGUGGGGUGUCACCGUGUGCCCCCCUCCGCCAGCGAAUCAAGGAGGGAAGCAUCAUCAACCGCAUCCAGGCGGUGUGUGUGGGCGACAGCAUCGAGGCCAUCAACGACCACACCAUCGUGGGCUGCCGGCACUACGAGGUGGCCCGCAUGCUGCGCGAGCUGCCCCGCGCUCAGCCCUUCACCCUGCGCCUGGUGCAGCCCAAAAAGGCUUUUGACAUGAUCGGGCAGAGGACGCGGAGCAGCAGCAAGUGCCCACCUGAAGGCCGAGUGUCCAGCGGGAAGGAGACACUGCGACUGCGUGCCCAGGGCCCGGCCACGCUGCAGGAGGGGCCCAGCGCCGUGGAGGAAGAGGCCGCGCGCCGCGUGGACGACCUGCUGGAGAGCUACAUGGGCAUCCGCGACUGCGAGCUGGCUGCGACCAUGGUGGAGAUGGCCAAAUGCAGCCCCUCUGCCGCCGCGCUCGCCUGCGCCGUCGACUCAGUGCUGGGAGAGUUUGCCUUCCCCCAGGAGUUCGUGGCUGAGGUGUGGGCGGCCGUCUGCAGCCCCCAGGGUGGGCAGGAGUAGCUGGGGGGCGGCCAGGUCCCC